UGGGACUCAACAUCAUGGACGAGGACGAAGAGCUCUGGGGAAUCCAGGGUCGUCGGACCAUGGAGGAUCGAUGAUUUCCGUGGUCCGCCCUGCGAUUUACACAACAAACACCUCUCGGUGUUCUGUUCAUCCUUAUGAUUCUGAAGCCGAUGAAGAAAGAUUCUUCGUCGUUCGCAAUGGGAGGAGGUACAAUAGUACCAGUGAACUAUAUCCUCUCCCGGCAGAUGAGGAGGAAUGGGAUAGGCUAGCGGACCUACACAAGAUCCACAAGAUCUGUCUAGGUGGGCUCUAUCAAGCUUCAACAGCCGUCGAUAACCUGCUGGCGGACGAGGAAGGGGAGGAGAAAUCCAUCCUGGAUUGUGGUACGUUCGAAUUCUAUGACGUCAAUCAACCGUUAGACCACUACUACGGUAAAUUUGAUGUCGUGCAUGCCAGGUCAUGCUUUCUAGGGAUCACGAAUUACCUCCACUUCGUGGAUCAAAUGGCCCAGUGUCUCAAACCAGGGGGCAUAUUACUAAUAGUGGAGAGCCCACUGCAGCUGACGGUACCGCAAUCGCUGGUAGAAAACACGAUCCAAGGCAACGGAUCGGAUAUCAGAGCCAUCGACAACCUGCGAGGGUUGAUGGAAUGGCAUCCUCAACUCGAAAUUGAGGAGUCGUUCGUCAUCAACAUCCCGGUAGGUUCAUGGGCUAUGGCAGAAACCCAAUAUCUGGGGGAAGCCAGUGAGUUCAUCGGGGGAUUGAUGCAAGAAAACGUUGUGCGGCUGGCUCAGGCGCUGAGGAUUGUCCUUCUCCAAGCGGGACAUCAUCCACAAUGGGUGGAUGAAUGGUUGAGAUCGAUUAUACAAGGUGAAUCACUCGUAACGCGUCGGUUGUAAGGAACUGACUGUCUUGGCCAAGCGAUCACUUCUCCGUCAGCAAGGCUCUUCUCAACGUGGGGUUACUUUUGUGCGACGCGAGUAAUGGAUACGGAUGUGCCUAUGGAUGCGGAGGAAGAAGAAGAGGAAGAAGAAG
Molecule: messenger RNA, 1013 nt
Organism: Cantharellus anzutake
Lineage: Eukaryota; Fungi; Basidiomycota; Agaricomycetes; Cantharellales; Hydnaceae
Exons: 10
Coding region: 71-877 (268 amino acids)
Source: RefSeq, a predicted model, not a curated record